AUGGAAAACUCAUCACCAUGUGCAACGCCUAUGACUCUGGCACCCAAACUAGCUGAAGAUGGUGAGCCAUUGGCUAAUGCUAUCAUGCCAGAACUAGCCUUUAGCGUUCGGAAGGUGGCCCAAUUUAUGCAUGCACCCUGUGCAAGUCAUCUCUUAGCUGUAAAACGAAUCUUGAGGUAUCUUGCAGUAACUCUUGAGUAUGGAUUAAUGUUUCUGCCAUCCAAGGCGCGGUAUGUUGUUUCUGUAUUUGUUGAUGCUGACUGGGGUGCCAAUGUUUCUGACCGUCGCUCAAUUUCAGGUUUUGGUGUGUUCCUUGACAACCACCUGGUUGCAUGGAGUUCCAAGAAACAAAAAAUUGUGUCACGUUCUACCAUGGAGGCUGAGUAUAAAAGUUUAGCUGAUACUACAGCUGAAGUCACUUGGGUAAGUACACUAAUCAGUGAACUUGGGUUGAAGUAA
Hibiscus syriacus is the source of this 459-nucleotide messenger RNA. Its product is annotated as secreted RxLR effector protein 161-like. NCBI's taxonomy places the organism in Eukaryota, Viridiplantae, Streptophyta, Magnoliopsida, Malvales, Malvaceae. The transcript has 2 exons. The record is from RefSeq and is a predicted model, not a curated record. The coding region runs from base 1 to 459 and encodes 152 amino acids.